Osmerus eperlanus (European smelt) is the source of this 1857-nucleotide messenger RNA. It is a transcript of the gene alpi.2, whose product is annotated as alkaline phosphatase, intestinal, tandem duplicate 2. Gene Ontology annotation, molecular function: alkaline phosphatase activity. Gene Ontology annotation, biological process: dephosphorylation. Lineage: Eukaryota; Metazoa; Chordata; Actinopteri; Osmeriformes; Osmeridae. The transcript has 11 exons. The record is from RefSeq and is a predicted model, not a curated record. Bases 43 to 1626 code for a protein of 527 amino acids. Gene Ontology annotation, cellular component: plasma membrane.
UUGGUUCCAUUUCUAAUGUUAACGCACAUGUAACUCAAGACCAUGGCUGUACAACAUUCGCCAAUCAUUCUUGGAUUACUACUCUUUCUCUCUUUGGAUUUUUCUUUUUCUAUCAUUCCAGAGGAAGAGCAGCACCCAAGCUACUGGAACAACAAAGCCAAGCAAGCUCUGCAGAAGGCUCUGGAUGUGAAGCCUAAUCUCCACCAAGCCAAGAACCUCAUUCUUUUCCUGGGGGAUGGCAUGGGCAUACCUACUAUAACUGCGGCACGUAUCCUCAAAGGGCAGAUGGAGGGGAAGACAGGAGAGGAGUCGAGUCUGGUCAUGGACACAUUUCCUUACCUGGCCUUGUCUAAGACAUACAACGUUGACCAGCAGAUGCCCGACAGCGCUGCCACAGCCACGGCCUACCUGUGUGGCGUGAAGGCAAACUACGGAACCCUGGGGCUCAGUGCUUCUGCUCGGCGCUACAACUGCGGCAGCACCUUCGGCAACGAGGUCAAAUCAGUACUCCACCGGGCCAAAAUGGCAGGGAAGUCAGUGGGAAUAGUUUCCACGGCUCGCGUUCAGCACGCUUCUCCUGGGGCUGCGUACUCUCACACUGCCGACCGCGGCUGGUACAGCGACCUUGAACUCUCUGCCGACGCUGUCGCCGGAGGCUGCCGCGACAUCGCCUACCAACUGGUCCACAACACGGAGAUCAAUGUCAUUCUUGGCGGAGGGAGGCAAUACAUGUUCAGCAAUGAGUCCUUUGACCCAGAGUACCCAACAAUAAAAGGCGAUCGCCUGGACAAGACUGACCUCACUGCUGUGUGGCUGCAAGGCAAACAAAAUGCACAUUAUGUUUGGAACAAAGCUGAAUUUGACAAAGUGAACCCAGAGAAGACUGAUUUCCUGAUGGGCCUGUUUGAGCCAAAAGACGCCCGUUACGAGCAGGAUCGUGACCCUUCCAUGGACCCCUCUCUUACUGAAAUGAUGGAGAAAGCCAUCAAGAUCCUUCGCAGGAACCACAAUGGAUUCUACCUAUUCGUGGAAGAUGAGGGGAGAAUUGACCAUGGUCACCACGGUAGCCAAGCCAGCUAUGCCCUGACGGAAGCAGUGGAGUUUGACCGGGCGAUUGGACGAGCAGCUGAACUGACCAACGAGCUGGACACGUUAUCUGUGGUCACCGCAGACCAUUCCCAUGUAUUCUCAUUUGGGGGCUAUUCAGAAAGAGGAAAUCCUGUCUUGGGAUUGUCCCGGACAUAUGCUAUGGAUGAUAAACGAUUCACCACUACCCUCUAUGGAAAUGGACCAGGCCACAUAAUAAUUAAUGGAAGUCGACCAGAUGUGAAUGCCAGUGUUGCAGAGAGCAAGGAGUACAUACAACAGUCGGCAGUCCCUCUCGAUUCUGAGACGCACGGCUCUGAGGAUGUGGCCAUAUUUGCCAAGGGCCCCAUGAGCCACCUGUUCCACGGGGUCCAGGAGCAGAGCUACAUUGCCCAUGUCAUGGCCUAUGCAGCCUGCAUUGAGCCCUACGAGGACUGCGAUCUGGAACCUUCCCCCGACCAUGCUGGAGCCCACCACCCCAGCUUGGUGGUGCUGCUGCUUGGUCUUGUACCCGUCCUCAUCUCCCUCACAUCGGCCUGAUCCACAACGUGGAGAACAACGUCUUAUGACACAAUCAUGACAAUUUUUUUGAAUAUUUUUUAUUUUAUUUUUUCCCCUCACUGUACAUAUAGACACUCCUUGCUAAAACUGAUUCAAUCUGGUUCAGAAGCUGCUGUAAGAUGGCUGGUGUAGGUGUAACAUAGUGUCUUUGAAUUGUUGUUUUACAGACUCCACUUCUCCAUGUACAUUAUUCUAAAUUAUUUGCAAUAA